AUGGACGAAUCAAGGAUUGAGUUUUAUAUGGAAGCUUCAAAGUCAGCAGUAAACAUGAUAUCCAAGGAGUCCACUCACCCAAUGAAGAUAAAACCUUUAACCAUUUUCUAUGAACCAAGAGGAGAGUUUAUGGAGGAUAGAACCCAUGCCAAGAUGAUCAUCGAAGUCCCUAAACCCUUCCCCUACAAAGACGACAAAGCGGUCCCAUGGAACUACAACUGCAGUGUACAAGUUUCAAAAACGGAGAAAUGGAUAGUUGAAUCUCAAGAUGAUGCUGCAAAUAUAACUGGUGUUGGAGGGAUUACCCGCAGCGGACGUUGCUAUUCACCAGAAGCAUUGGAGAAUCUCAAGAAUGAGAAGGGAAAGGAAAAAGAGCAAAGUUCGAGAAAAGAAAAGGUGCAACCUCCGAAAUCGACAGAUGACUCAAAAGGACUAGUGACUAAAAAAGAAGCUGCCGAGUUCCUCAAGUUCAUCAAACAUAGUGAGUACAAUGUGGUUGAGCAAUUGAACAGGUUGCCUGCUCGUAUUUCACUACUAUCUUUGCUCCUCAGCUCGGAACCACAUAGGAACUCUUUGAUGAGGAUUCUGAACCAAGCAUAUGUGGAUCACGAUAUCUCAGUUGAAAAUUUGGACUACAUCGUUGGGAACAUUUCGGUGGGUAACAUAAUAUCCUUUAGCGAUGAAGAAAUUCCUUCUAGAGGUAGAGGAAAUUACAAAGCCUUGCAUAUCACUACCAAGUGUAAAGGUUGUACCAUUGCAAAGGUACUGCUUGACAACGGAUCGUCCUUAAAUGUAAUGCCCAUGAGGACCUUGGCCCGUUUACCCAUCAACAUGUCCUACAUGCGAAAGAGUCAGAUGAUCGUGAGAGCCUUCGACAGAACAAUGAGAGAAGUAGUAAGGGACAUUGAGUUACCGAUAGAAAUUGGCCCGUGUACCUUUACCAUUGAAUUCCAGGUUAUGGAUAUCGCUCAUUCAUAUAAUUAUUUGUUGGGAAGACCUUGGAUCCAUAUGGCUGGGGCCAUACCUUCAUCUCUUCAUCAGAAGGUCAAGUUCAUCGUGGAAAGGAAGAUUGUUUGUGUUAACGGGGAGGAGGACUUACUCAUAAGCAAGCUAAUAGAUACUCCUUACGUGGAAGCGGUGGAAGAAGUGCCUGAAUGUUCCUUUCGAUCCUUCAAGUUUGUUAACACCACAUAUGUUGGAGAAGGAACCACACCGCCUAUUCCAAGGCUUUCCAAAACCACCAAGAUGGCUAUCAGUCAGAUAGUAUGGAAAGGAUACCGAGCGGGGGCAAGACUGGGAAGAAAACUACAAGGCAUUAGAAGGCCCAUGCGUGCUACCAAAAAUGAAGAAAGGUUUGGCCUGGGGUAUAAGCCAACUAAGAAGGAAAGAGAAGAAAUGAUAGUCGAAAGAAAAAAGGAAAGGUUGGCUCGCUUUAAGGGGCAUGAGUUGGAAAUCCAAGGAAUGACAUAUCCUCGUCUCUACGAGACAUUCCGAUCUUGA
This is a messenger RNA of Theobroma cacao (cacao), 1500 nucleotides long. The record is from RefSeq and is a predicted model, not a curated record. Lineage: Eukaryota; Viridiplantae; Streptophyta; Magnoliopsida; Malvales; Malvaceae.